This is a messenger RNA of Aphanomyces astaci, 1203 nucleotides long. RefSeq lists its product as hypothetical. Gene Ontology annotation, molecular function: phosphatase activity. NCBI's taxonomy places the organism in Eukaryota, Oomycota, Saprolegniomycetes, Saprolegniales, Verrucalvaceae. Gene Ontology annotation, biological process: dephosphorylation. Bases 1 to 1203 code for a protein of 400 amino acids. The transcript is spliced from 6 exons. The record is from RefSeq and is a predicted model, not a curated record.
AUGAGCGAAGGCUCGAACUAUAGCCUGCCGCCGCAAACCCCUUCGGGACAGAAAAAGUUCAACUUCGGACAAGCAUGGGCGGACGAUGCGUACGUUUACGGCGCAGAGCGCCCUGGGUACAUGCAUCCGAGGCGGGAUCAGCCGUCGACUCCGCGAGGCCCAGACGUGAGCGACAAGCAAGUUCAGGAAUGGAUCAACUUCAUGCUCAUCAACGACAUCAAGCACGUGUUGUGUCUCUUGACGAGGGAAGAGUUGCGCUUCUACUCGACCCCGCUACUCCCAGCAUAUGAGAAAGCGUUUACAACUGUGACCCACGUCGAUUUGGCAGGCGACUGGCGUUUAUCUGGCUUACUUGCGAGUCUCACGCAAGCCACCGCGGCAAAAGAACGCAUUGUCGUGCACUGCACCACUGGACAAACACGCGCGGCCAACGUCCUCGCCAUGUGGCUCCAUCGAACUCACGCCGUCGGCAUCGACGACGCCAUCCACCACGUCCUCGAAACCGCCUCCCUCACGGGCACCAUGCGGAAUCCGACGGCCGACGGCGUCCUGCGGCUGCUUCGCAACGUCCCAGCGACACCGCUGUCGUCGGCGCGAUCCCUUCCACCUCCACCAGUGUCACUCACCAGUCUUCCAAGGACCUCCUUCUCCUCAAUGCCGGCAGCCGCCACCGCUAUCCCAGCAACGCCCGCUUCGACCGACCCCCCUGAUAUUUGCUUCGUGCACCUCGGCGGCUGCAUCGAUGCCACGCUUUCUCGUUUCGUGUCGAACUUUCACCUGGACGUCGGCCCGCCGGUCGCCUGUGCGUCGAUUUUAAGUGCUGCUGGAAGCCCCGCCGCCUUGGACUCCAUUUCCAUUUGCCGCAAAGGUCACGACGUCACAACCGCAGAUUUAGACGCAGUGGUCGCCGCCCUGAAUACUACUCGCGCGACGCUCGUGGUGAUCACCAUGGACGUCUCCGUGCUGUGGACCACCGCGGCCCACCUCCAGCCGCGGCGACGGCACACGCAGACUAUCGUAUGCACCGGGGCACGCGUACCCGCCUGCAUCCCAUCGGCGUCCGACGCUGCAUUCAACCUUGGCUGUUCCCUCGGCGCCAUUCGGUGGAUUCCACCUGGAGUGUACGUGAGCUUGAACGGCCGAGUCGUGCCAGUUCAAGAUGACGUGGCAUCACCACAAGCCUGUGACUUAAUGAGCAAGUGA